Didymosphaeria variabile is the source of this 624-nucleotide messenger RNA. RefSeq lists its product as uncharacterized. NCBI's taxonomy places the organism in Eukaryota, Fungi, Ascomycota, Dothideomycetes, Pleosporales, Didymosphaeriaceae. The record is from RefSeq and is a predicted model, not a curated record. The coding region runs from base 1 to 624 and encodes 207 amino acids. The transcript is spliced from 2 exons.
AUGUCGAACCCCUAUGAUCAGUACGGCCAGCAGCAGUACGGCCAGCAGUACCCCCAGAAUAGCCAGUAUGGUGGUGCGCCUUCGUACGGAUCGCCCGCCCCAAGCCAGCAAGGCUACCCGCCGCCACAGCAGGGUGGCUAUGACCAGGGCUACGGCCAGCAGUACCCGCCACAGCAACAGUAUGGCCAGGAACAGCAGCACCAACAACAGCAAUACGGAGGCUACGGACCUCCCGCACAUGGCGGCUUUCAAAACGGUCAGCAGGGCUACGAUCAUAACCAGCAAUAUAACCAACAAGGGGCUUACGGCCAGCAAUCAUACCCGGGCCAAGCACCUGCGCAACAGUUUCCCCAGCAGGGCGGUUACCCGCAAGAUCAGUACCCCCAGGGCCAGUACGGCCAGCAUGGACAGCAGGGGCAGUACGGACCUACCGAUCCCAACGCACAGGCUGAGGGCGACCGAGGUCUCAUGGGCGCUCUAGGCGGCGGUGCUGCCGGAUACUUCGGUGGUAACAAGAUGGGUGGUCACGGAAUAAUCGGCGCCCUCGCGGGAGCUGUUCUAGGUUCAAAACUCGAAGACAAGCACAAGGACAAGAAACAUCACAACCAGCAAGGCGGCUGGUAG